Molecule: messenger RNA, 763 nt
Organism: Tripterygium wilfordii
Lineage: Eukaryota; Viridiplantae; Streptophyta; Magnoliopsida; Celastrales; Celastraceae
Exons: 2
Coding region: 198-551 (117 amino acids)
Source: RefSeq, a predicted model, not a curated record
CUUUUAUGGGGUCUUUGUUUUAUCAGUCGGCGAAACACCCCAAGACAAGAACCCAUAGAAACACCCAAGAAGAGUGUGUGAUCUCUCUCUUUCCUUCCUCUGUAGGUUGACUCUCUCUCUCUCUCUCUCUCUCGCCAGUAUUCGAUUGAAGGAAAAAAAAUUGUUUUCCUUUUUUAGAUUUGUGGGUGUUGGCAGUAAUGGAUGGUGAUAAGGGAGAGAAUGGAUGUGUGGAUGAGAAAAUAGACGGUGAUAAGGGAGAGCGUGGACGUGUUGAUGAGAAAUCAAUGUCCCAAAGUAAGGCUGGAGCUGUUGAUAAGUUUUUGGAUGAUAAUCAGGGAGGAGGAGGAGGAGGAGGAGAUUGUGUAGCUGAUACCAAAAACACGAUGUCUGAAGCUGAAUCUGAAGCUCUGAAGAAGUGCCUGGAAGAAAACAAAGGAGACCAUGGCAAAUGUAAAUCUAAGGUGCAAGCAUUUCUGUCCUCUUCGUCUUCUAGUCCGAGAAAACCAUUAAGUCCUAUAAAGCUCAAGAGAGGCUCUUUGGUUGAUGCCUGAACUCUGAAGGAACUGUAGAUCCAAUUUUCAUGGUUAUUUGCUUGAUUUGUCCAAAGUUGUAGAUAUAAUAGUUGAUCAUAUAAUUGCAAAAGUUGAUGUUGUUAAUGCUUAGUCAUUGCUGAAGGAAUGUGCUUUUUGAUCCUUGAUGAAAUUGAAGAUUGUAACCUUCAUCAGUUACUGAAUGAUAUCUUACAGAUUAAUGAUUGCUUUCA